Molecule: messenger RNA, 777 nt
Organism: Dendrobium catenatum
Lineage: Eukaryota; Viridiplantae; Streptophyta; Magnoliopsida; Asparagales; Orchidaceae
Product: ubiquitin domain-containing protein 2
Exons: 4
Coding region: 170-541 (123 amino acids)
Source: RefSeq, a predicted model, not a curated record
CUUCGAUUAUCAAGAAUAGUGUAUGCCGCUUUGACCUGGAAACAGGAGCUCGUCUACCCAUCUUCAAAAGCUAAAGAAUUUUGGCGACUCUCCGAUCGCUGGGCGGCGCCAGUGGUGUGAUGCCCUUUUUCUUGUAUACGAGAUUGUUGAAGGUUAUAUAUCUCCGGCGAUGGGCUGUGGCUUAUCCUCCUUGAGCAUGUCCGAAGAAAAUACUAAGAAGAUCCAAAAGCCAAAGCCUUGGAAGAAUCCUCAGCCGUUAGCCAUGACUGAUCUUAGAAGGAUGCGAGAAGAGUUUUGGGACACUGCUCCUCAUUAUGGUGGUCAGAAAGAGAUCUGGGAUGCGCUAAGAGCUGCAGCAGAAGCUGAUAUCAACCUUGCGCAGGCAAUUCUGGACAGUGCUGGUGUCAUCCUUGCUAAUGCUGAUAUGACACUUGUUUAUGAUGAAAGAGGCGCUAAGUAUGAAUUACCUAAGUAUGUUUUGAGCGAACCGACUAAUCUGAUUCAUGAUAAGUCUCCUAGUGGAGAUGACUUGCACAAAUAAGGUUACUAAUUUAUAUCCUGUAUAUACUCUGUUCCUAAUCUCUUUAUUUGCCGCUGCCUCUGCCUCUGCCUCUGCCUUCUUAUUAUUGUGUUUGCUCUGUAUCUCAGAAUCAUUCCAUAUUUUAUUAAGUUCCUACUAGAAAACAGUGUGCUUGUUAAUGAUCAAAAUACUAUACUGUCUUAUAUGUAAAUUCAUCUUUUCUGGAACAAUUAUAUGUUUGCAUAUUCUUCUCUUCA